AUGGCCGACGGCGACGGUAUCCGCCCACCGGUCAUCGCGUCUUCGAGUCGCUUCAACGACAUCUUGCCUUACUGCAAGAUUCUAUUUGAGGAGGAGCCGAAGAGAUGGGGUGGCAUCAUGCCCCAUCAAUUUCCCCAGAACGCCAGCAAGGAGGCGGAAGAGGAGUUUCUCCUGACCCAAUUCCCGGCGAGCGAAUGUCAAGUGCAAGGCUUCAGAUUUCUCAAGCAGGUCUGGUACUCCAUCGCCAUUAACAAUCGGGAAACUCGCCUUCCGCAUGUGGUCAACGAGUGGUUCGAGCAUAAGAGCAAAGAGUAUGUCGGCAAUCCUGACCUCGAAGGUUGGCUUUUACGUGAAGAAGCUUGCGCGACUACAUUCUUUGAACAGAAGGAGAUCGACGUGUUCGGCUCCGAGUUUCUUGAUUGGGCUGUACAAGGUAUUCAGUGGAGACUGCGCAACCCGCAGGCCUUCGUGGCGACAGGAACAAACACCCCAGAGCCAGCACUGGUCUCCGAAACCUCGACUCCUUCGAAGCAGAGUUCACUGGUGGAAGUCGCCAGUGCUGGACCUGUUUCAUCUUUGACACAGCCAACAAAUGCGCCAGCACAGCCGAGCGAGGUACCAGCAGCUCAGGAGAAGCAGACGGCUACGGUACCAGCAGUGCCUUCCACCGGACUGAGUGCUACUGCUGCUGCAUUCAGCUCGACUAACACACCAGCACAAGCCAGCGCCGCCGGUUUCAAGCCGUCUGGCGAUGCCCGGGAACAUGUUGCGAACGCGAAGGACUUCCAGUCGCAAACACAACGUGGCUCGAAGCGUGCACCUAAUGGCAAGCGCCGCGGCCAGGGUGAACGCAACAUGUACCAACCAGCAUCGUCGUUCUACGAUCCGAGAGCACCUCAGCACGCGCAGCAACCACUGCCGUCUCGCCCUAUGCCUGCCCCUUCUGCUCAAGUUGGUCCAAUGCCGCCUGGACCACCGACGUAUAUCAUGCCAUCUAACGACAUGCGUCAUCCUUUCGGUCCAGGUCACCCUGCCCCAGCUCCUCACAUGAUGGGACCGCACCCACCGCCCGGCUUUGAGCAUCAUGCUCAACAGCCUGUGCAUAUGGGUGGCCACGGCAUGUUCAUGCAAGGCCCGCCACCACCUCAGGGCUUUGGAUACCCGCCACUUAGCGAGCGCAAUAUGAAUCAUGGCGACGCCAGAGCAUUUCCACCGCAGCCAACUUAUGGUGGUUUUGAUCAGAGACCAGACCAGGGACGCGGCAAAGGCCGUGACAGCACUGCCUCAUCGGGCGGCAGAGGCGCAACGUAUGGGAGCGUUCGCGGCCGUAGCCGGGGCCGGGGCCGCAACAGUAUCAGCAGAUCGAGUGCAGAUGGCGAUUACUCUUCUGGCUCUCGCUACCCGUCGCACGGCUUCCACGACGCGUCUUCCGCCAACAACUACCAGCGGGCUGUCGAUGGCUCAGGAUCUUGGCGAUCGCAUCACCAAGAUGAGAACGCCACUCCAGAGCAGCGCUCUCUGGAGCAGUUUUCUCAUGGACCUCCGCGAAUCCUGACUCGGCGAUCUUCUCAGGCCGAAGCCACAGGCGGACCAUCGCAAUAUGCAGCACCUGUGACUACCGGCAUCGCCGCCUUCCAUGGUCAAGAUGGACCUACAGCUACGGUGGGCAAAGUGACUGACUCCGACAUGAACGAGUAUCACUGCACCAAAACAGCCAUCGGGGACAAGUGUAUCUACGCGCAUAAGCUCAUCGCGUUCAUGAUCCCACCUAACGUGACCGAUGAUCAACUCCGCAAGUGUUUCACGAACUUCGGUCCAGUAGAGAGAAUUUCUCCACCUCUCAAGUCGCACAACCAAGCAAACACCGAGAGCGCCCAUAGGUACAUUACCUUCGAGACGCAUCAUGGCGCACGCAAAUGCGUGAAGCAGAGACACAUAGAAAUCAUGCCCGGGGUAUUCAGAGAUGUUGAAGUCGCUAAAGAGCAUUGGGACCCAGAGCACCAACGCUACCAGCUUCGAACUCACAUGGGCGUCCCAGUCAAGGAGAUAGCUCCUGCUCCGCCCUCAAUGCACUACGUGCAGAAAUCGGCGUUCAAUGCACCUUCAUCUCUACCUGCGGACCUUCCACAGCUUGACCGCUCAGGCGUGGGGCCAUCGACUGUUUCGAAGGAAGAAAUGUCUGCAGAGGCCACUCCAGCCGCCUCCGGCGCCGACACUCCGAAGGGAAAGAAGAAGACUGGGAAGCGCAAUAAGAAGAAAGCUUCCGAACUUCGUGGAGAAGCGGCUGGCCAGGCUUUUGAGGAGAACGCUCAAAAGGGUCGUGCAGGACUGAGCCCAAUACCAGACGACACCAGCUCCAACGCCGAGACUGUUGUCACCGUCCUAGAGACCAAGCACACGACGCCUGCGAAGCGCAAGGACUCACUGCGGCCCGUGGCUGCCGGCAAUACACAGGACACAUCAAAUGCGCCAGCUGACAAGGAGUCCAGCGUGGACAUGGGCACUACUGAGGACCCGAACGAUACAACGGUCUCGAGGGCUAUCCAGGCAACAAAGGUAAAGGAUCCGCUCGUCAAGCCGUUGACAACGGAGGAGACGCCAGAGGGCGCACUUGGCAACCAGGAGGUCUCUGCAAAAAACUCUGAUGCCUCAAGCAAGUCCGAAGAUGAGCAUGUUGACGACAGCUUUCACACGGCUAGCGCCACGCCUGGCGGAGAGCGCAGUUCGGCAGUCGAUGAUGAUUUCAUUGAGCUCAAAGCAGCCGCAGUACCGCCUCCAACUGGUGUCUCGACCGCUGUCGUACAAGACCAUACCGGCGAACCUUCAGCUACCCCUAUUCAGCAAGAACAACCGGCCAAAUCAUCAGAGGAAGAAGAGAAGGUUCAGCUUCCAGACUUAACCAAAUCCAAGUCGAAGGUUUUCGUUGCAGUGCCAAAGCUUGACACUUCAGCUGGACCGGACCUGGAAGCCAAAAGCAACGGGGAGCAGCAAUCCGCAAUGACUCAAGGCGGAGGCUCGGGCAUUUCUGAAGCGCCAGCUGCGCCUUUUGUCACUGCGCCAAGUACACCAGCUUCGCCCAUCCUUGACAGUGAUGGUCAGCCACACGUGCAGUCGAAGAAGGAAGGCAAGGCAAAAGAGGAGGCUAAAGUGAAGGGUCCCGCUCAGACGGAAUCAUUCAGUCUUUUCGGCAAGCAGAAGAAGGCUAAGAAGCAGAAAGCACCCAAGGGCGGCAAUUCUCGCACGAGCUCGAGAGUCAUCUCAGCGGAUUUACCGAAGCCAGAUGAGGUACCGAUGCGUAAGGCCACGAGCACUGCCAAGCCUGAGCCGAUUGUGGAGCAGGCUGAGGCUGCUGAGGACAGAGGUGAAACUUGUGCAAGUGCGAAUGAGGAGAGCGAGGCGGCACGACCCACGGCUUCCACGUUCACCUCUUCCUCGUUCACUUCAGGCCCCACACAAGCUGCACCACUUGCUCGACCUGAAGAGCUUUCUGUCGAGCCUUUGACAAAGAUCAAGACAGACACUCGAUUUGACGCACUCGGAACUACUACUGCUGCGACGACAAUGACACCAGAGAAUACCAACACUCCGAUGGCGACUGUGACUCGGGAGAAGGUCGACGCUUCAGCGAGUGUCGCUGCUCCAGAGAAGGCAAUCAAUUCGGAGACGGCUGGCAAGGACCCUGAGCCAGCCCCUGCGUCGAGCGCCCCUUCGCCAGGCAAAGCUCCUGGUAUCUUCCGUCGCAUCACUGGCAUUUUCGCAAGCAACUCAGAUGCUGCUUCAUCGGCUGGUCCUGGCGUUGCGCGAGGCUUGGGAAUUAGUUCUGAGCCUGCCGUCGAGGCGUCCUCUUCCAAGGUCGACGACGCUGUGCCCGACCAGAUCGAAGGCGGAGAGACCACUACUGUAGAUGGCCCUUCCGACGCUGCUACUUCAAAGCCUGCUAAGAAGAGCAAGAAGAAGAAGUCGAAGAAGAAGCCUGCAGCAGUCACUGACAUAUCCAACGCUGCCACUACAGAUGGUAGUGCCACUCAGACGAAUGCCGCCCAGCCGACUGCUACCAAGCCAAACGCCAACGAGCCGAGAGUGAAGGUGCUUGAGAUGAGCCACCUCUGUCCGGCCGACGAAAGCAGCCUCCCUCUCUAUGCAUUCCGUGGCACUCGCCGCAGCGCUGAUAAUGAUGCGUCUACACCGGAAAAAGCAAAGGUAAAGAUGCCUCAGCGUUACAUCUCUGACAACUACCUUGUUCAGGCACCCCCAGUUCGGCGUGUUCAUCCGCGCGUGAAGCAUCGUGCGAAGAGCAGUUCUGACACGUCUGAUAGUCGGGAAGUGAGUACCCAAAGCCAUGGGCAGGCUCAGCCACAGAGUCUCUCUACUCCAAAUGAGGGCGACAACGAGGAGAACAAUGACGCGCGGCCGAAACUUUGGAUCUUCAUGACUGUUCAAGACCCCGUGGAGAGAUCGAGAGCGAAGUUGCAGGAGCUGGAGGAGCGAGAGAAGAUUCUCAAGCGCGUCAAGGCGAUGAAGGAGUUGGAGAUGGGCAGGAUCAUUGGAGAGGCUGAGGAUGAUGAAGAAGAAGUCGAAAAUGGUGGUGAACACAACAGCAAGGAACACGUCGGCGCGGCUACAGAGUAG
Molecule: messenger RNA, 4629 nt
Organism: Cercospora beticola
Lineage: Eukaryota; Fungi; Ascomycota; Dothideomycetes; Mycosphaerellales; Mycosphaerellaceae
Source: RefSeq, a predicted model, not a curated record